UUCCACUCAGCCACACUCCGCUGUUGUCCACCGUCCGAUGCGUAAGUAUCCCACAGAAAACUCAUCUUUUCUCCAAACGGAGACGCAGAGCGCCGAGAUGACCGCGGAAGGCGCGUUUUUUCUAUCCUGAUGGUUCAAAGUAGCAGGUGCCGGACUGAUUCGACUUUAUAUGCCUGAGAGGAUUGUAGUCGGUCGCCUUCUUUGCAAGACACAUCGGCAUCGACCUGCUUGGAGACUAAAAUGAGGGAGAAGAUGUGGAUAUUUCGGAGUGCAGACAAUUCAAAGUGUGUUUUUUUUAUUUGGAAUCAGUGGUGUUUGUGUUACGCAGCCGUGGUGUGUUUGCUGUUCUCGCCUGUCAGGAUGGAUGACGCCUGCCCGUCGUCCUGCAUCUGUGCCAGAGACUCGGGGACAGUGACCUGUCGUGAUGGGGAGGACUCUGACGUACCAAGAGACAUACCGGAGUGGACGUCCACCUUGAUACUCAAGGGAAGAAACAUCUCAACUUUACAGCGCGGUGCGUUCAUGAUCAACGGCACGGAGUUGGAAAUGACAACACUGUCGUUGUCCUAUAACGGGAUACAGGCAAUUGAACCUUACGCCUUCCUGGGACUCACCCGGUUGCAUUUGCUGGAUCUGAGCCACAAUCAGUUGGAGUCUAUCUCGGCCAGGGCUUUCCACGGGUUACUAGAGCUGCGCUCUCUUUACCUAAAUCAGUCUAUUUUAGCCCCGGCCACGACGCAGCUCUCCAAUGCGCUCAGCACACUAAGUUUACGCAACCUCCACAGGCUGGAGUUGGCGGGAAACAGCCUGAAGUCCAUACCCCUAAUGACAUUAGAUAUCUAUAAUCUGCACGCGUUAGUGCUGAUAAAUAACUCAAUAGAGAGCAUGGAGUGGGAAAACGUGACCAAUUUGUACCAGCAAAAGCGCUUACGCGUCUACUUGUCUUUAAACCCGUUUCGGUGCAACUGUGAACUGGAAGCGUUUUACUACUGGUUGAAGAACUCAUCCCAGUGCCCGGAUGCAGGGCGUCUCCUGUGCAGCGAGCCGGAGGGCAAGAGGGGGAUUCCCGUGGAGAGGCUCCGGAGAGAGGACGUGGAUUGUAUGAACGAGAACCUUGAGGCGGUUUCAUACGUGUUCCUCGGUAUAGUGUUGGCUCUGAUUGGGGUGGUGUUUCUCAUGGUGCUGUAUCUCAACCGUGGGGGCAUCAAACGGUGGCUCAACAACAUCCGAGAGGCGUGCCGAGACCAGAUGGAGGUCUACCAUUACCGUUACGAGCAGGACUCAGACCCGAGGCUGGCCAACGUGGCUGUCUAACCCCUCUGAAACGUCCGACCAGUGCUGUAGAAGCAGAGGACAGGGGAUCCGAGCUGAAAAAGUACUUCAUCUAAAAGACCCUGGUAGUGUCCUGUCACAAUCAAAAUCAAUAAUUUAAAAAAAAGUGUAACUUUUCAGCAGCUGGCCAAUGAACUGGGAUAUGCAAAGAGCCAAAGACACUUAAAUAACAAAGAUACUGUUAUUGUAUAUAUUGUACAUAAGUAUCUCCUCAAGACAAGAAUGCAUUUCAUGCAUCAUGUCAAUUUGCAGUCUGCAGCAGUUUGUCAGACUAACUUAGUAUUAUUUAUCUUAUUAACCAAGUGACAAAUAUACAGUGACGGUAUGAAGCUUUCUAGUUUGAAAAGCUGGAAUGAAAUGGUGAAUCAAUGUGAUUACUGAAAACUGCAGCCCUUGCAAACGGCUGAAAACUAAUAGUCUGCAUUCAGGAAACCUUGCAGGGAAAACAAGAUAUUCCUGUUUCUAAUCUACUGUGGGAGGGAGUGCAUAAUUCAAAGGGUGAGAGAGAAAAGUGGUAGAGAAGGGGGCUGGGGCAGGUAAGAUGAGGAAAGCAUGUUUGUUGGAGUGCCAUGGUCAUGCAAGCAGGCGAUGCUGGAGUAAACUGUCAUGUUUAAUCAUCAACCACAUGGCAUAAGUUGUCUUUACACAGGUGUAUCCUUUGAACACCAGAUCGGUUUAUCAGUAAAGGGGCUAAAACAGAAUCUAACCAUGCAUGUGAUUGUUGUAGGCGUAGAAAACCAACUAAAACAUCAAUAAAAAGGUCAAAUAAAAAAAAAAAUAA
Molecule: messenger RNA, 2113 nt
Organism: Dicentrarchus labrax (European seabass)
Lineage: Eukaryota; Metazoa; Chordata; Actinopteri; Moronidae
Gene: tpbgl
Product: Wnt-activated inhibitory factor 2
Exons: 1
Coding region: 241-1314 (357 amino acids)
Biological process (GO): negative regulation of canonical Wnt signaling pathway
Cellular component (GO): plasma membrane
Molecular function (GO): protein binding
Source: RefSeq, a predicted model, not a curated record